UUAAACCGUGCUGCCUCCAUUUUGUUUUGUUUUUUUGCGCAUAAUCUACUUUAAAAUGUUUAUUUUCUGUCUGCAGAUCAAACACGGGACUCCACUUCUGGAAUUAAGAUCUUGAACUCUGUCGGGGAGAUUUUCCAAGCAAAGCAGGAGAAAAGCGUUCGGAGAACAAUGGCAGCUGUGAUUCUUUAAAAAAGUAACUUAGAAUAAAACUAGCAUAUUUCUCCCAUGAGGUUUCCCUCCUUAGUCAGCCAAAAUUCCCCUUAAAAGCAGACAGCGGAACCGUUCUACGCUUUCGCGGCUCGCUGGCGGGAAGCGAGUGGUGGCAGCGUGGGUCCUGGGAAUCAUUAUGGUGCUGGUUUUGGUUGUCCUUAUCCCAGUUCUGGUGAGCUCAGCUGGAACAAUAGCGCACUACGAGAUGCUCGGCGCCUGUAGGAUAGUGUGCGACCCAUACGGCACAAGCAACCCAAGCAGCACCGGCUCUCCAGACUCGGUCCCGGACAACCGCCUCCUCCGGUCUUUGCCCACCUUUAUCCAGUGUCCGAGAGGAGAACCGGGUCGUCCGGGUAAGGUGGGACCAAGAGGAGCUCCAGGUGAACAGGGGCCAUCAGGUCCAGCUGGGCCACCGGGAAAUAAAGGUGAACCGGGAAGACCUGGCUUACCAGGACCCACGGGACCUAGCGCAGUUGCUGGCGCAAUCAGCGCAGCCACCUACAGCACGGUGCCAAAGAUUGCCUUUUACGCAGGGCUGAAAAAGCAGCACGAAGGAUACGAAGUGCUCAAAUUUGACGACGUUGUGACCAAUUUAGGAAACCACUACGAUCCAAUUUCUGGAAAGUUCACGUGUUCCAUCCCUGGGGUUUAUUUUUUCACAUAUCACGUUCUGAUGCGCGGAGGAGAUGGGACCAGUAUGUGGGCGGAUCUUUGCAAAAACAACCAGGUACGUGCCAGUGCCAUAGCCCAGGAUGCAGACCAAAAUUAUGACUAUGCCAGUAACAGCGCAGUGUUACAUCUAGAGCCAGGAGAUGAGAUCUACAUUAAACUAGAUGGAGGCAAAGCUCAUGGAGGCAACAACAACAAGUACAGCACCUUCUCUGGAUUUAUCAUCUAUGUUGAUUAG
Molecule: messenger RNA, 1117 nt
Organism: Girardinichthys multiradiatus
Lineage: Eukaryota; Metazoa; Chordata; Actinopteri; Cyprinodontiformes; Goodeidae
Gene: c1ql3a
Product: complement component 1, q subcomponent-like 3a
Exons: 2
Coding region: 347-1117 (256 amino acids)
Molecular function (GO): protein binding
Source: RefSeq, a predicted model, not a curated record